Molecule: messenger RNA, 3501 nt
Organism: Asterias rubens (European starfish)
Lineage: Eukaryota; Metazoa; Echinodermata; Asteroidea; Forcipulatida; Asteriidae
Product: biotin--protein ligase-like
Exons: 11
Coding region: 324-3047 (907 amino acids)
Biological process (GO): protein modification process
Cellular component (GO): cytoplasm
Molecular function (GO): biotin--[biotin carboxyl-carrier protein] ligase activity
Source: RefSeq, a predicted model, not a curated record
ACUUCAAACCUGUUGUUUUUCCUGAUGAUGGCUACGGCAGUCGAUUCUACAAAUGGCUGUCCACCGGAUUCAUUCGACAGUGCUCAAAUAGACACUGAGAUAGAGAAUGGGCAGUUCAGGAUCCAGUAGCUGUGUUAUGGUGUAACUGAUGCCAAGUUCACUAACCAAUACCCUCCUAACGAAGAGUGCUGUGUUAGUCAGAGUUGCCAGGGCAUGACUAGGUACGAACCUUGGUGAUGGCAUGCUACGUGUAGUUCCUGACCACCCAGACAUUCAUUAACCGUGCAUGCUGUCUUUUAGCGCCAGUCUAGUAUAAUAGAGCCAUGCUUUUUACUGUUUGCUACGGUUAUCUGACGCUGUCCACCGCUUGGCGUGACCACAGACAGAAGUCGUUGGUGAUGAACGCCCUGCGUUCCCACGGCGCCAAGGCGAGCGUCUCCUUCAGGAAGAUUCUCCAGGAGGGCGUGGCCACGGAGGCGGAGAAGCUGAGGGCGUCACGGUUGUGCGAAACGGGAGAGCAAGACGUCAUCUCUCAGCUGCUCCAUGAGAAGAGGGGAAAGCAGAUGCUGGUGGUCCAUCCCAAGCAAUGUGUCGACCUCUCAAAGGACUGGACGUCUUUCAUCGGCACAGCAACCUCCAAGGCCUCGCAGUAUAAGGGCCAAGACAUCGCCCCGUCCUCCUCCAACCUCAACUCGGUCUUCAUCCUAUUGGAGGCCUCCCCGCCCAAGAAGGACCCCCAGGGGCGGCUCAACCUCCGCAAGGUUGCCCGGGAACGCGUCGUCAAGCUUUCGGGGCUCACCACGCCUCUGGCUUGGAAGUCGGGGGAGCCCUUUGGGAUACUCGUCAAGGCUUCGGCCAACAACUUUGGGCUGGUUGGAUCGGCUUACCUGGAGGGAGUGUUAGAGCUGGAUGAUGGGCUUCUAGUGGAGCAGAUAGUCUGUGUGGAUACCAUCGGAGAGCCGUUCAACCUCGUCAAUCAGGACCCUAACACCCCGUCCCCACAGCAUAAACCACCCCAGUCUCCCUUCCAGCGUUCCCCAUCAGGGAACAACAUCAUCCAAAGAACCAACUCCUCCCGUAAGGACCCCAGCCUCCUCCGCCGGAAACACUCCCAGGAGUUCCUGAAGAAAAUGGAGGAGCAGCAGCGCCGAUCCGUCUCGCGGAAAUCCUCCUCUGAAUCCAGCGACCCCGGGGCGAUCUCGUUUGAGAUGACAAGCCCCGGACCGGACGAUGAGGUGAUGUUUGAAACGGAGAACCCCCCGAUAUUUGAAAUUGGAAACGUUCAGAUCGACGUCGGCCAAACUGAAUGGUUGAACGAGAGUAAAUUGUCGUCUGGAACGGGGCCCUCUAGUGGUGGCAUCUCUGCAAAACCACCAAACAUUCUGGUGUACACCGGCGCCGACGACAAAAUGGCCAUGCCAACAUUUGAGACCACCGUGGCUUUCUUGGAAAAGUUUAUGCGUCGGGAAGGUUACGUUGUCUACCAGCUGAAAGAAUCGCAGCUGUUGACACAUCCAUGGUCUGAUAACUGCGCUCUACUGGUCAUUGUAACCAGCGUUGAGACAUUGCAUAAGGAUGCGUUAAGGAAGUGUACCGACUAUGUCCAAUCGGGAGGGCAGCUUCUUGUACUGAGUGGAGUCAGCGUGCAGCCCCAGGAGAAUCUUGGUGUCUGUACCAUCGACUACUCAGCAACCCUUGACAAUGACAAGAUCCAGUUUAAGGCACUGUGUUCGGGAGAUGCGUCGCCCGUGGGCAUGUUCACUGGUAGCCAAGUCAAGGUGCUUGGAGAGAGCCAGGGAAAUGCAGUCAUCACAGAAACAUCGUUUGAGGGGAGCGCAGGAAAAGUUAUUGCAUCACAAAUCCCUCUUCAGCUGGUGUCUCCCGAGAGCCUCGUUCCUGACACAGCCGCCUUCUCCGACCUCAAGCAAUCCAACGAAGUGCGACAUGCUGUGACCCUUGACCUAUUGGGUCAUCUGGGGUUACAGUGCGCGACCUCUGAGGUGCCUGAGCUGACAUGUGGAUUUUUACUGGGUACUACGGAGAAUGCAUCUACAGCAUUUUUGUCAUCCAUCAAGCCGAUUCUCAAAGAAAACAAGUUGCCCAGCUCCUAUGUCACCAUGCAAUUUUCCCCCAACCCGACAGGAAUCACCACUGUGACCCCUGACCUUCUCCCGAUCAUCACUGGCCUAAUGUCGCCUCCGGAGGGCACAUUCAACUUCGCCGUCUACAAGAAGAACUUGACUUCGAAAACUUGUGGGAAUGUUGUGCUCUACACUGAGGUGGUACCGACCACCAUGACACUUUUUGAAAGCUUCAUGUUCAAGGUGCCGGAAGACGUCAGCGUGGUUGCCAUAGCAACCCGUAUGACCCAAGGAAGAGGGCGUGGUGGGAACAAAUGGCUGGGGCCGAUCGGUUGUGCGAUGUUCUCCCUUCAUGUUCGCAUCCCUUCUGGUUCAGAGCUUGCUGAUAAGCUCCCGUUCCUUCAGCAUAUUGCAGCUGUAGCCGUUGUGGAGGCUGUCUGUACAAUCAAGGGCUAUGAGAACCUUGACUUGCGAGUCAAAUGGCCUAAUGACAUCUACUACGGUGACAAGAUGAAACUAGGAGGCAUCAUCGUCAACUCCAGCUGUCUGGACAAAGUGUUCCAUGCUAUCAUUGGAUGUGGAUUCAAUGUCAGCAACAGUGACCCAACGAUCUGCAUCAACGAUCUUGUGAGACUUCACAACAAACAAACCAAGAGCUCCCUCCCCCUGCUGUCAACGGAACAGCUGAUUGCCAGAACCAUCAGUCAGAUAGAAAAACUGAUCUCGGCAUUCCAAACCCAAGGGGCAAACUCCUUCCUCGAGUUGUACUACAGAAGGUGGCUCCACAGUGAUUGUAAAGUGCGCCUAGAGAGUGAGACUGGACCUGAAGUAACGGUGGUGGGACUGGACAAGUCUGGCUUCCUCUCGGUCAAGGAUCAACAGGGGGCGCUCCGCAGUGUUCAACCUGAUGGCAACAGCUUUGACAUGACCAAGAACCUGGUGCUGAUGAAGGAAAGAGUGAAGUGAGCCCUCACUUGGCCAAGUUUAACCAGGUAGUGAAGUUGUUGGGGGAGGGCAGGUGGAGGGGUUGUAAAAAAAAAAAAAAAAUCCCAUUUAAAGUAAGGCUGGAUGUAAAAUAUGUUUGUCAUUAAGCAGUCAGAAUUCUUUUUCUGAUUUCAUAAGGUUGUCCAAAUUCGCGUUUAGGGCUGUGGCUAUGGUUGUGUCUGUUGCUAUGGGUGAUGGUUGCUAUUGGCAGCCAGUAAUUUGGAUAACACACGAUUGUUAUCCAAUUUGGAUAACACAUGAUUGUUAUCCCGUUUUUGUUGAAACUAAUGUAUAUCGCGUGCAUAUUUCUUUUCAUUUGGGAUACCAAAAAAUUUGCUCUGGGGUAUGAUACAUCGCUGGUUUUUGAAGAAAAAAACACUAGUUCAAAAUAAAUUCACCAUCAAACGAUGAACGUAUGUUCGGAAAAAAAAAAAAA